Molecule: messenger RNA, 7426 nt
Organism: Colletes gigas
Lineage: Eukaryota; Metazoa; Arthropoda; Insecta; Hymenoptera; Colletidae
Product: rho guanine nucleotide exchange factor 10
Exons: 11
Coding region: 1283-5041 (1252 amino acids)
Biological process (GO): positive regulation of stress fiber assembly; actin cytoskeleton organization
Molecular function (GO): guanyl-nucleotide exchange factor activity
Source: RefSeq, a predicted model, not a curated record
CUAAAAAUAAUUUUUCCAAGCCGAUUCGAAAUUUUUUUUUUCGCCGAAAACUUUCAGCGCCUAUUCGAAUUUUUUUCUCGAAACCGAGUAGGAUUUCAAAGGUAUGUCUUUUGAGCAAAAAUGCUUGUAAUUGACCCCUGAAACUGAAAAUAAUUUUUCCAGACCGAUUUGAAAUUUUUGAAUUUAAUUGUUAAUAACUUUUUAACGAAGCCUCAGUCAAGAAAUUGAUAUUCUUGAUUUUCGUCUUAUUUAGGCCUCUAGAAUCUCCCAUUAAAAUUUUUCCCUGGGAUGACCGAACACACUGUAUAAUGAACACCGUACACGUCGAAUUAUUCGUACCAUAAAUAGCCCGACACCGUUAGCGUAGAUCGCAACGAGAUCGCUAAAUUAUCACCGUUGGAAUAUGCACGUGAAAUUGGCUGUUUCGAAUACCGAAUCCCAUCAGAAAUACUUCUUUGCCUCGCUUGUAUAUUUUUCCACUCAACGAAUACGAAACGGCUCGGCGAGCGAGACAUACACUACCCGCCAAAAGUUUCGAGUCGUUGAGUGACCAAAUCCUUUUCGAUUCGAUGCUACCAGGCUUUGAACUGCCUAAUUUUCUAUGAUUCCAGAUCGAUCGAUAGAUAGAUUCAAACUCGUCAAAGAUCUCUUGCACAAUGCUAAUAAUAUCAGCAAAUUUACAUUUUCAGUUUCACGAAACAAAUAAAUUCAAAUUUUCUCCGCGUAAAUAGUCAAUAGAAAAUGGCGUACAAAUAUUUUCUACGGUAUUUCGUAACGACGGAAAUUCUUUUGGAAAUUAUUUGCCGGAUUUCUCAUUAAUUUAUUACGUGGUUCUUCGUGACACACCUAGCGGGAAAUCGUGCGUUAAUCGAAGCCUUCUUUCUGGAAACUCGACUGCGAUGACUGGCUGACCGUUCGACGAACUGUUUCUGUACUUGAAUUUUUGCCAGAACUUCCGUGUAUCUUUCUCGCGCGCUGACACCGAUCAAUCGUUACGCGUUUUAAUAUUUUCCUUGCUUCUUUGUCGUUUAAUAUUUUUCGUCGAUCGUUUCGGCAUUAAAUUCGUGUAAACGAUUGAUUUUCAGUAGGCGGGUUCGGUGGACGAAUACUUUAAUUACCCACUGUAUAUUGUAAGUAGGCUAGUACACUUUGUACUCUGUGAUAGCGCCACUAUAAUUCUCCGUCGCGUUCGGUCGAGUUUGCAACAAUUUCAGCUCAAUAAAAUAGCAGCGAUGAACCACGUUCAAGGUGCAGAUCAUGGGAUGACGUAGGACCGACUAAAAUGGAAACUGUCGGCCAAACGCACAGACAGCAUCACCCUUCCUUGGAGGCGACCAGGUCCAACACCUCGACGCAGUCGGCCAGAAGCGAGGAUUCCUGGUGCUCCGCGUCGGAUCAUGACCUCUCCUCGGACGACGAGAGCGAGAAGAGUAAUAUCAGUAUUAAAAGUAAUUGCCAAUUGAGGAACACGUUGCACAAGGCGAGGACGCUCUGCGACAAGUGGAGGUCGCAGAAUAUGCGAGUGAGCAACGCGGACCCGUUGGACUCGCCCGGAAACCAUGGAAGACUGUCGAGAUGGUUCAGCAUUCGACGAGGCUCGACGCAACAGUACGACGUCGACUCCUCCGACACGGUGUCUCUUACGAGUCCCAUCAAGGCGCCGCAGAUGCCGCAGCUGUGCGAAAUCGAGGAGGAGAACAGCAGCGCGAUGUUGCAGUUCCAGUGCAUGCAACAACGCAGGCAGACCCCGCCGGCCCUUCCACCGACGCCGGCGAACUUAACCCCCCAGCAGUUGAAACGUCGACACAUAGUGGCCGCUAUAGUGCACUCCGAGAACAGUUACGUGUCGACGUUGCAGAGGCUAGUGAACGAUUACAAGAAACCUUUGGAGGAGUCCUCGCCGCCCAUACUGAGCCAGGCGAAAAUAGUAACGUUGUUUCAUAGACUGCCGGAGAUUCUGCAAUGCCAUACGUUGUUCAGAAUCGCGCUGGCGGAAUGCGUCCGCUCGUGGGACAAAGACGAGAAGCUUGGGGACGUGUUCGUCGCGAGCUUCAGCAAAGCGAUCGUUCUCGACAUUUACAGCGGGUUUAUAAAUAAUUUUUCAAGGGCCAUGGAUCUGGCUAAACAGGAGUCGAAGAGAAAGACCGCGCUCGCCGACUUUUUCAAGGUGAAGCAAAUAAGCGCGCACGACAGAUUGUCCUUCUUCGGAUUGAUGGUCAAGCCAGUGCAGAGGUUUCCGCAAUUUAUACUAUUUUUACAAGACUUGCUGAAACACACGCCGCAAGGGCACCACGAUAGAAUGUCGUUGCAAUUAGCGUUGACCCAAUUGGAGAGUUUGGCGGAGAUGCUGAACGAGAGGAAGCGCGAGGCGGAACAGUUCCAAGCGUUCAAAGAGAUGCUGCGACACGUGUCCGGGAAAUUGUCACAUCGUCCACUCUCGUCUUCGUCCAGGUAUCUCAUCAGGGAGGACAACGUGACGCAACUGGAAUUUAAUCAGAAUGGAAUGAUAACGAAAUCCAAAAGACGAAGGUUACUCCUGCUGAACGAUCUCGUGGUGUGCGUCUCGGUAACGCCAAGGUCCGCGGAGGAUUUCAGCGGCAGCGAGAGACUUACUCUAAAGUGGACGUAUCCUGUGUCAGAUAUCGAGAUUCAGGAUACGAGUACCUCGCCAACGUUGAGUCGUUUGUUGACCGCUGGCCUGAACAAAGGCGGCAGUUUGAAAUCUGACAAAAGCGGAGAAUGUGGACAAGCAGGGGCGGACAAUCUCUGCGUAGAAAUGAACGAUCUUAUGCACGAUUACGAAGUAAUGUCUAGGAUAAGCGAUUUGGUUGCACAGCUGAAGGGCAAAUACGAGGGGAUGACGCUCGAGAAGACCAAACAAAUUCUACAAUCCAUACAAUUGUCGAUACAACAAAAGGACGAGGACAUGGUUUGGGCGGACAGUUGUUGCCUGCAGUUGGUAACGAAGCAAGGUCAAAUGUACACCUUCCAAACCGAGAAUCCCCUGGUGAAGAAAGACUGGAUAACCGAACUUAGGCUAGCGCAGCUGGCUCUGGACCCGAACAAUUCCCCUUCUUGGGAAGUACCUGAACAAGAACAAAGACCAUCCACCAAGAUGCCGCUUUUCGUUAGCUCGCAACAGGUGUACCAUUCGCAACAUCAGACAGAAGUACGUUGCGGUUGUUACUACACUGCGCAGAAUCCACGUCCGACCAGGCGCCGCGGCAGAAGUCAAAGCUACUUAUGGAUAUGCACGGGUGACGGUAUAUCCAGUCACGUAACGGUAUUCGGCCAGUCGACGAUAGCUUCGGCGACCUCUUUGAAGCAGAUCACCGCGUUCGACUUGGUGGAGACCCAGGUGGGUGCUAUAGAGUUCGUGAAGGGCUCCGCGUCCGAUCCGUUGUCGCUGGCGGGCGACGUCGUGUGGAUGGGAACGGACUCCCGCAAGAUCAUAAUCUACGCCGCCUCGGAGCCCGAGAAACAGGAGGAGCUGGGCAACUAUUCGGUGUCGGGGCCGGUGAUGCAGAUCAAAUACCAUUGCGACAACGUCUUCGUCGCGCUGGGAGUGGGUCUGUUGCUGCUGUUCAGACGGCAGCUGGACGGCGCGUGGAACCUCAGGGAUCCGUUCGUGAUAACGUUGGGCAACGAACCGGUCUCCUGUCUGAUGCCGAUCAACGCCUCCGUUUACGCGGCCUGCGGUAAAAAGGUUUGGGUACUUAACGCGGUGACCGGUGACAUCGCGAAGAGCUUCAGCGCUCAGCACGAGCACGUUGGCAGCGUGAAGCUGAUGGCUCACUCCGGCGUGGGUCUGUGGGUCGCGUUGAAGAACUCGAGCACCGUUUGUCUGUACCACACGGAGACGUUCAAACACCUGCAGGACAUCAAUAUAGCGUCGAACGUGCUGAGAGUGACCAGAUCGAACAACGCCACGAACUCCUGCGGCGACAAUUUGAACAACAAUCAGACGUCCGUGACGGUGACGGCGCUGCUGGCGUGCAAGGGCCUGCUCUGGGUGGGCACCAACGUGGGCAUCAGCCUGACGAUCCCGCUUCCGCGAUUGGAGGGUGUACCGAUCAUCAGCGGUCGCGUGAACAUCUCCUAUCACGCGCACUUCGGUCCCAUCACCUUCCUGCUGGCCAUACAGAACCCGAAGAACUCGGUGAAUUGCUCCACGGACGAGACGAACGACGAGGACAGUGUACAAUUGAGGCCCAAGGAAACGGAGAACAGAAGCGUCAGGGAUCGUGCUAGCCUGGACUCGUCGAUGUCGAGCAGCAUCGUGAAGCUGAAGCAACAGCUGGCGGGCAGCCCGGUGAUGCUGAGACGGAAACGUAGCAAGGAGUACGAGUACAGGGGUUCGAAGACGCUUCCCAGGGGUUUGGGCUCCGGCGGUGGAUUCCUGUCGAACUCGAUGUCCGGGUCGCAAAGCUCCGGGGAGAAUUGCGACGUUUACGGGCUGUACGGGGAACUGAUGUACGUGAAGGAUUACGAGAACGAGAACAGCUCCGGUAUCGAUCCGAUUUACGAGUCGUUGAGGAGAAGCGACCCGGAGCUGGCUGCCAUACCAAAUAAAGUUAGUACCUUAGACCGUAGAUUGAAGAUGAAGAUCACCAGACCCAGGUCGUUGGAUCUGUCGAAUUGGUCGGUCGACUCGCACGCCAGUUCCCUGUACACGUCCUCGGGUUCCGAGGAGAACCUGUCGCUGAAGACGGGCAAAUUGUCGCGCAACAGCAGCACAGCCAGUAGAAACGGACCGUACGACGCGACCGCCACUACCAACAGCAGCAUGGUGCAGUCGGUGCCCGAGACGAUGCCGCAGUCCACUAGUAUAAAGACGAACGGUAAAAAGAUGAACAAGACUCUGCAGCAGAUAGAACAACCGAAACGAACUGUUCUGACGCUGAUGGGCGGCCGUGGUUACAUUAAUUGGAGGCAGUUGAACGCGCAGUCCCUCACCGACAAGUCCUCCAAGUCGGGCUACACGUUCAAAGAUCCAAACAGCAACGACGCCCACAUCGUCCUGUGGGAGAUGAAAUUAUGAUACUCAGUUACGCUAGGCCUAUCGUUACGCCUAUGUUGGUACGAGUAGAUAUGUUAAUACUUUCGGGGCCGGUUACGAUAACGUUUUCUCGUAGUAUCGGCGAAUAGGACCAAAAAAAAGAAACUACUGUCGAACUGAUAUCUCUUUAAGUGAUAAGGAUCCAGGGACGGGGACUGAUACUGUACCGACGCCAUCGAUAAAUAAGCAAAGUACCGUUUCCCAUUAAAUUUCGUUAAUUUCGUAAUCGAUUGAUAUCAAUUGCGGUUGCUUCUGACUAUUAAAUUUCCUAUCGCGAUUGAUCGAAUGAUAAUUAGCCGUUACCGAUACCGUAUGAACCGAGUUAGCAUCGAUAUUGUUGUAAUUGUGUAAAAUAUAGGAAACAGAGUCUGAUAUUAACUGAGUAAUUGUAAUCGAACACAAACGUUAAGUAAUUCCUUUUACCAAUUAGAUUUCGUGAUUAGUUGAAAUUGUGUCUGUCUUCUUGCGUUGCUUACUUCGAUACGUUUACGAUAGCAUCGAUGCAUACGUUAUAGGUUAUACUUGAUAUAAAAUUGCUUGGAUAUCGUCGACGUGUAUCGGUAUCAGUCCCUUCUCUAAAUAUAAGGAUACUCGGUGGUAAGGAUUCGUUGAUUAAUUAGCACGGUUUUAAGUCAGUCGCUGGUGUUCAUUUAGAAAUGUUUUGAAACUACAGGACAGUCCUUACCGUUAGCAGUGACAAAUGUCUAGUUCUCGCGUAGCUCUCUUGAAGAUAAAAACGUUUUUGUAUUUUAUAACACGCUUCCAUCGUGUAGUAAAGAUAUCGUAUACUUUGUUACAAACUGCGUUCACCGUAUACGCUCGUGUCUGUUAUUGCCAGUGAUUCUUAACCACUGUUUCGUAAAUGUUUAACAAGAGAUUUAAUGAAUUCCUGUUAUAGCUUUUAAAAUUAACGCUAUGACCAUCGUUUCGGAUCAAAUGCAGCACUCAUUCUCCAUAAACCGUGCCACGAACUCGGGAACGACUAACCUCUUUCAAAGCAGUGAUGGCGAACCGAGAAUCUUUUACCCGCCAAAAUUUCUGUAUCGUGGCGUGCUGAUUUACAAUCGAUAUAAAUCGGUUACCAGAACGAAAUACUAAAUGUUUACAUCUCUAAUCACAGUUUUUAUUUAUAUCGUACGUUAGCAUUUAAUUACUUCGAUCGUGAUGAUAAUAAUUGGUACUGUACAGUCGAGUAUCAUGACUAGCAUUAAGACUAAUAUAAAUAUUAUCGAUACCAGAUAGGUUAGUAUCAUAGCCUUUGGCAUCAAGUUACAAAUCGAUAUUUUCUGCCAACUACUUUGGUAUUGAGUUUUUUGAAUACGAAAAAUCAUUGUUUGCAUUUAUCAUUGUACGAAAACGUCCUUAUUUAUAAUAAUCGUUCAUCAUUGUAUCGGGUCUGGAUCAUUCGUAAAGUUUCAUCGAGAUUUGUUGAUAUUUACCAAAAAUAUUCACCGCAGAUCGGAACAAUUACUACUUGUUCGUCUGUUAAAAAAUUAAUAUACAAUUGUUUGCCAUCACUGCUCUGAACUGUGCCGUGGGGCUUAAAGAGGUUAGGGACCACUGCAUCUAUAUUUUUUGUGUGCAAAUUUAUAAUAGAGAAAUUAGAGUCUGGAUAAUCUAGAGCCGUGUUACGAUUUGAGUGAAUUCGGAAAUUGUUGUGAGAGUGUGGUACGCGUUGUUGAUGGAUAAAUUAGCUCUCGAACGUGUAUUUUAAUAAAUAUUGUUAUUAUUGAGGUUAUACGGCAGAAUAAUUUAAAGCAGCGAAAUAUACGCGUUAUCGAUAAUAUGUUGAAGAACCUGUGAAAUUCAAGGUUCUUUACGAAUUGAUCUUGAGUGAGAUUUAGAACGAAACCGAGCGAAUACCCGUUGAUUCGAAGCUCGAUUAUAUCGAGCUUUAUUUGCUCGGUGACGUUUCGUAAGAUACCGAGUCUGUAUCGUUAUCUUACGCUUUUGGUACGCAGGACGUUUCGUAUCGAGGGAAAGACGAUUGAAUUUUUUUAUGCAUUUUGCAAUUUUCAUUUCGAGUCUUGUUGCGAAAACUUAAGGGACUCCCACCCCUUUUUACACGGGGGAAAUGAAACAACACAGAGCAGCACGUCUGUGAUUUAUUCAUUUGAUUUGUUAGCCGCUAUUAGCGUACAAAGAAUCUCUGACGAUAUCUCUAAAAAAAAACAAAAAACAAAAAUAAUUCUUUUUUUUAAUUUUUUCAAACGAGAAAAAAAAUAGAAAAAUGUAAAAAAAAGAUACAAUUACUAUUGAAACGCUUGCGCGAACUUAUUAGGACGCGUUUGGUUUUUGUCGUUGGACGAAAUGAAAAAUUUAAAUGGAAAUUUUGAUGUUUAGUUUUGUUGAUGUGCUUUUGUGAGA